AUGGGCAGGCUCGGCCAUGAGCUGGUCAUCGCCCAUUUCAGUCACCCCCACCCUUUGGAGCUCACCUCCCUUCAUCGGCAACCGGCGACCUCCUGCGCCGGCUGCUCUCGCGAUCUCUCCGACCGCGCCUACUCGUGCAAGACAUGCGGGUACGCGCUCGACGUAUCCUGCGCCCAGAUGCCGCAGCGCGUCCGCCACCCGGCCGACGCCAGCCACAGUCUCACCCUCCUCACCGCCGGUGGCCCCUUCCGCUGUAACGCGUGCGGCGCCGACGGCUCCGCGUUCUUCUACCACUGCGGCGAGUGCGACCUCAACCUGCACUGCUCCUGCGCCGCCAUGCCGCUGUCUGUGGUCCACGCCGCCCACCUCCACCCUCUCACCCUCUUCUUCUUUCCUCACUACGAGAACAGGGGCUUCUCCUGCGACAUCUGCGGGCACCCCGGCUCGUACCAGUGGGUUUACAGCUGCGCCAUGUGCGGGUUCGACGCGCACGUCGGGUGCGCGACGGCGGAGGAGGCGCAAGCGAAUCCCCCAUGGCACGAUUCCGAAGGCGGCGGCAGCGCCCCACAUUUAGCUCUGCAGAAGAUGGAAACCGGCGUGGGUGUUCGUAAGAUCGACAAACGCAAAGCAAAGAGGAUAGCGAAGAGAGUUGCCGUAACAGUGGGGACGAGCUUAAUCUGCACUAUCCUAUAG
Musa acuminata AAA Group (dessert banana) is the source of this 693-nucleotide messenger RNA. RefSeq names its product protein VACUOLELESS GAMETOPHYTES-like. The record is from RefSeq and is a predicted model, not a curated record. The transcript has a single exon. The coding region runs from base 1 to 693 and encodes 230 amino acids. Lineage: Eukaryota; Viridiplantae; Streptophyta; Magnoliopsida; Zingiberales; Musaceae.